Carlito syrichta (Philippine tarsier) is the source of this 2464-nucleotide messenger RNA. RefSeq names its product solute carrier family 39 member 7 (gene SLC39A7). Gene Ontology annotation, molecular function: zinc ion transmembrane transporter activity. The transcript has 7 exons. The record is from RefSeq and is a predicted model, not a curated record. Gene Ontology annotation, biological process: zinc ion transmembrane transport; intracellular zinc ion homeostasis. Gene Ontology annotation, cellular component: membrane. Lineage: Eukaryota; Metazoa; Chordata; Mammalia; Primates; Tarsiidae. The coding region runs from base 424 to 1830 and encodes 468 amino acids.
AUAUUGGUAAAGGCACUGGAACUGAGGUAGAGCGGAGUUUCCUGUUAUCGCGGGAGCUAAAGGCGGGACUGCCACGUCUAAGCAUACCGGGGAAGGAGAGGAUUGCGAAGCCGGUGAGAAUUCCCUGCUUUUCCCUACCGUCCUUUCCAGGCCUUUUAACCACCUAAUGGGUCAUCGAGACGAGGGCCUAGACAGUCCGUAAGGUGGCAGGUCAAAGCCUAAAGUGGUGUCCCGGGGCCCUACAUCCGGGAGGGGGUUCGGGAUAAAGAGAACGAGUCUUGGGAAGAAUGUGGAUGGGGACGUAAUGGAAUGAGGGAGCAGCCCAUAGAGGUGGAUAGAGGGCGCGAUUGGAGUAAAGCGAACCCUGCAUACAUAUAGAGUUGAGAGUCAAGUGGAGUCACUGUCUCUGUCCCUCUGGUCAGCAUGAUGGCCAGAGGCCUGGGGAUCCCCCACUGGGUGGCCGUGGGACUGCUGACCUGGGCGGCCUUGGGGCUGCUGGUGGCCGGACACGGGGGUCAUGGCGAUCCACAUGACGACCUGCAAGAGGACUUCCAUGGCCACAGCCACAGACACUCACAUGAGGACUUCCACCAUGGCCACAGUCAUGCCCAUGGUCAUGGCCACACUCAUGAAAGCAUCUGGCAUGGGCAUACCCACGGUCAUGACCAUGGACAUUCACAUGAGGAUUUGCACCAUGGCCAUAGCCACUCCCAUGAGAGCCUCCACCACAGAGGACAUGGACAUGACCAUGAGCAUAGCCAUGGAGGCUAUGGGGAGUCUGGGGCUCCAGGCAUCAAGCAGGACCUGGAUACUGUCACGCUCUGGGCUUAUGCACUGGGAGCCACAGUGCUGAUCUCAGCAGCUCCAUUUUUUGUCCUCUUCCUUAUCCCUGUGGAGUCAAACUCCCCCCGGCAUCGCUCCCUACUUCAGAUCUUGCUCAGUUUUGCUUCUGGUGGGCUUCUGGGAGAUGCCUUCCUGCAUCUCAUCCCUCAUGCUCUUGAACCUCAUUCUCACCACACUCUGGAGCAACCCGGACAUGGACACUCUCACAGUGGCCAGGGCCCCAUUCUGUCGGUGGGAUUGUGGGUUCUCAGUGGAAUUGUUGCCUUUCUUGUUGUGGAGAAAUUUGUGAGACAUGUGAAAGGAGGACAUGGACACAGUCAUGGACAUGGACACGCUCACGGCCACACACAUGGAAGUCAUGCACAUGGAAGACAGGAGCAUUCUUCAAAGGAGAAACAGAGCUCAGAGGAAGAAGAAAAGGAAGCAGGGGGGCUGCGAAAGAGGCGAGGUGGCAGCAUAGUACCCAAAGAUGGGCCAGUGGGACCUCAGAACCCUGAAGAAGAAAAAACAGGCUCGGAUCUGCGUGUGUCCGGGUACCUGAAUUUGGCUGCUGAUUUGGCACACAACUUCACGGAUGGCCUGGCAAUUGGUGCUUCCUUUCGAGGGGGCCGAGGGCUGGGGAUCCUGACCACAAUGACAGUCCUGCUACAUGAAGUACCCCAUGAGGUUGGGGACUUUGCCAUAUUGGUCCAGUCUGGCUGCAGCAAAAAGCAGGCGAUGCGUCUACAACUACUGACAGCAGUAGGGGCACUGGCAGGCACAGCCUGUGCCCUUCUAGCUGAAGGAGGGGCAAUGGGCCGUGAAGUUGCAAGUAGUGCGGGUCCUGGCUGGGUCCUGCCAUUCACUGCAGGUGGUUUUAUCUACGUAGCAACAGUGUCUGUGUUGCCUGAGCUUUUGAGGGAGGCAUCACCAUUGCAAUCACUUCUGGAGGUGCUGGGCUUGCUGGGGGGCGUUGUCAUGAUGGUGCUGAUUGCCCAUCUUGAGUGAGUGAUGAAAUAAUCUGCCCCCACCACUGCCCAAAACCUCCACCCCUAACUCCAGAUCAGGAGUCUGUGGUGGUUGGAGACCCUGGCCAGGGACAUCUGCUAAAGGAAGGAAUUGUAACCUAGGAGAAUGGUUACUUGGCAUUAGAGCCUUCAAGGUUUGGCAGUCUUACAGGGGCUAUAGAGGUGAGAAUGAGCAACCAGAGGGACCAUAGUGUUUGGCACCAGCUGACUGUGUUGGAUUUGGAGGGCUAAAUGGGGCCAUGAAGAAAACCAGAAGGGAGAGGGGUGAUGGCAGUCUGACUGGUGUCCCCUACCCCACCUGUUGUCAGAGGACCAAGCUGCUGCUGCACAGAGGAUUCUCCAAGGUCCACUUUUCUCUCUCCCACCUGCUGGUAGAGGUUUCAGGGAAGACCAGAGCCCUGGACAGAGGGAGUAACAGGAGUAGGAGAAAAACAUCAAACAUCGAUCGUGUGUCUUGAUUUGGGAGUGAUUGAGGGUAGGGGGUGGGAGAGGGAUAGUUGGUAAUCUCAUGGCCUGAUUUUUUGUUGUUGUUCCUAUUCUUUUUAUAUCACUGUGUUUAAAUGGGGGGGAGGGGUGGUGACCGGAAAUAAAGUCCUCGGAUCUUCUGCCCCAUA